AACCCCGAUCGCACGCUGCCUCGCUGAAGACUGUUGCAUCUUUCAGCGCUCUCGGGCUGUCAGUUUUCAGGCACGACGAUCCGAGGUGCGAUAACUCCUUUUCAGACACGCUUUUCGCGAUUUCCCGACCGGUCCACCCUACCGAGUGAGUUUUCCCGGAAAAUUCGGACAAUCGGCGGUUUUCCCGACCGGACAUCGACGGUGCAACGCGACAAACGCGGAGUAUUUCGGUUAGGUACUGUUUGUUUUGGUUUUUUUUUCGUAGCUGAAAACAGGCCCGUACUCGAUAACAUCCGAUAGACCCACCGUAUGAUGAGCGAGAAGAACCCUCCAAUCGAGUCUUACCAAACUGAGUAGUGUUUCCGUCAAAAAAUAGUGACUUCGAGUGCUACCCCAAAAUGGCCACGGUUGUGAUGUGAUAAUAGUGAACCAGUGCACGCAGAAUGCACUACUGUCCCAGCACUGCGGGAUAUGCCCACUGCAGGUCAGGAUCCGACAUUGGACUUAAUCGCAGGGGGGGAUCAGGAGGCAGGAGGAGAGAGCAGGAUUUCGACAGUGCCGACUCUACACUGUCAGAAGAAUCAGAGUCAGGAUCAGCAGGUUCAUGCGGUAUAGAGAUAGAUCCGAAUCUGCCAUAUCCCGGGAUAGCACCCAUAGCCCUACGGUACCUGUCCCAGACUACGAGACCCAGGAGUUGGUGCUUGGCGCUCAUCUCAAACCCAUGGUUCGAGAGGGUGUCCAUGAUGGUAAUUCUACUGAACUGUAUAACCCUGGGAAUGUACCAACCUUGUGUAGAUGACAAGUGCAAGUCGAACAGGUGUAAAAUAUUACAGGUGUUCGACGAUUUUAUCUUCGCCUUCUUCUCCCUGGAGAUGACCAUAAAGAUGAUAGCUAUGGGCGUCUACGGCAGAGGUUCCUACUUGGCGGAUUCCUGGAACCGACUGGACCUGUUUAUAGUUCUUUCUGGCGCUAUAGAAUACGCUCUUCACGUAGAUAACCUCAAUCUUUCUGCUGUUAGGACGAUUAGAGUUCUUAGGCCUUUGAGGGCGAUCAACAGGAUACCAAGUAUGAGAAUUCUGGUGAUGCUCCUUCUGGACACCCUGCCCAUGCUUGGAAAUGUCCUUCUCCUCUGUUUCUUCGUCUUCUUCAUCUUCGGUAUCGUGGGGGUUCAACUGUGGAACGGCGUUCUGAGGCAGAGAUGUACUCCGCCAACUCACAUAGCUGCGAUUCUUCCAAUGGAGAUACGCAAACACGAAUACAAAAUCCCCGAACAGGAGGAUUACAUAUGCAGCAACAGCUCCGGCAUGCACACGUGUACCAACCUGAUCCCCUACAUCCUAGACGGAAGAAAGUGCAAUCUGACGUACGAGGAGAAAAUGCUGAUACCGGAAUACAGGAACAACGACAGCCUGUGUAUAAACUGGCACUUUUAUUACACCGAGUGCAUGGUAUCGGGCACCAACCCGUUCAAAGGGACGAUAUCGUUCGAUAAUAUCGGACUAGCUUGGGUGUCCAUCUUCUUGGUCAUUUCUCUAGAGGGAUGGACGGAGAUAAUGUAUUACGUCCAAGACGGCCACAGUUUCUGGGACUGGAUAUACUUCGUCCUGCUCAUUGUCAUCGGUUCUUUCUUCAUGAUCAACCUCUGCCUUGUCGUUAUAGCGACUCAAUUCUCGGAAACGAAAAAGAGGGAGAUGGAACGUAUGCGUUUGGAACGAGCUCGCUUCCAGAGCAGCAGCACCUUGGCCUCGUCCACCAACAACAGCGAACCGACCAGCUGCUAUGCCGAAAUAGUUAAAUACAUUGCGCAUCUAUGGAGGAGGACCAAAAGGAAGGCCUUCAAGAAGAUAAGGUUGUGGAGGAUGAGGAGAGAUCAAGGGAAGGACCAGAAGAUAGUUGCAGGAGAGACUAUAAGGCUGAAUUCUGUGAAGAAACACCACCCGAACUGUUAUAAAGUUAAGCAGUUGCACCAGCAAUCCAGUGUAUCUACAAAUCGUACAGUAUCAAGAACGAGCUCGAUAUGUCUCCAUGAAUAUCCAGCGAAGGAAAACAGAGAAAAUAAAAACAAUGGGGAAGAUUACGAACUGCCAACGGUUUCUAAAAGACCAGGACUGCUACGUAUACCAUCAAUAAGUAAUCAAGAUGUUUCCAUAAACAACGAGAGUUCUACUAAUCUACUGGCGCCAUCUAUACCUCUCAAUAACAGGCGGAGAUCUUCGGUGAUGUUCAGCGAUGUUAUUCUGAGGCACGGAGAUAAUUCUUCGCCGCCAAGUUCCAGUGCCAACCUCCUCUCUAUCAACAUAGACCGGAAAAAUGUGUGUCAAAGCGAGAAAACCACCCAAACAGGCGAUGGAGACAUAUGGCAAGUCGCACCUAUCCAAAAUUCUCAAAUGCAGAUACAAAACCAGCAGCAGUCCUCACAGGAAUGUUGUAACAUCAUGAACGGUGAAACGAUGACGUGUCAGGAGCUGCUGGCUUUGGUGGGGGGGAUGAAUGCAGCCCUUCCCACAGGACCCAUAGUUUUGGACACUUUUUUCAGUUCUCUAAGCAACGGCAUCAAUCGACAAAAAUCGUUAGAGGAAUCCACAUAUUCAACACAGUUUCCCGAAGAAGACUAUUCUUGCUGCCAGGACCUUUGGCAUUGUGAAGCUGAGUACAGAAACGAGACGAGAUCGAGAUGCUACAUCUGCUCGUGCAUGGUCAUCAAGGGUACCUUCAAGUUUGCCAGGCUAUUUAGAAAAAAGAUCAAACUCAUGGUUGAGUGGAAGUACUUCCAGCAAGGCAUCCUCCUGGCCAUCCUCAUCAACACCUUCUCUAUGGGCAUAGAAUACCAUGAGCAACCAGAGAUAUUGACCCACGUGGUGGAAGUCAGCAACAUCAUAUUUUCAGCGAUUUUUGCCGUUGAGAUGCUGUUGAAGAUAAUAGCUGAAGGGCCAUUCGGCUAUAUAUCGAAUGGUUUUAACGUUUUCGAUGGAGUAAUCGUGAUAUUAAGCGCCAUCGAAAUUUUUCAAAAGUUCAUGGGGGAAUCCCACAUGGACUCGGGUCUGUCUGUCCUGAGGACUUUCAGACUCUUGAGGAUCUUGAAAUUGGUGAGAUUCAUGCCGAACCUGCGACGUCAACUAUUUGUCAUGUUGAGAACUAUGGAUAACGUAGCCAUAUUUUUCUCAUUGCUAAUUCUGUUCAUUUUCAUAUUUAGCAUACUUGGAAUGUACCUUUUCGGUGGUAAGUUUUGCAAUUACAAAGAUAUACAAGGUCACCAACGCGAGUGUACUUGCGAAAUGAUCGUUUCCAAGGACGAACGAUGCCACUGCGACAGGAAACACUUCAACAACUUCCUCUGGGCAACAGUAACGGUCUUUCAAAUCCUGACGCAGGAAGAUUGGAACCUCGUCCUGUCUAACGGCAUGUCCAAGACUUCUCACUGGGCAGCGCUGUAUUUCGUGGCGCUCAUGACCUUCGGCAAUUACGUCUUGUUUAACUUGUUGGUGGCCAUUCUGGUCGAAGGUUUCAGCGCCGAGAGGAACGAGAGGAGGGAAAGGGAACAGAGGGAGUUGGCGAGAAGAAAAAUGUCCAGUAUUUUGGAGGCCAGCUUGAGGAGUAGCUCGGACGAGAGUAACAAGAGUUUGACGAGUUCCAGCGGCAGCUACAUUCAAGAAUCGAAGAACUGCUGGAGAUCGGCCGAAGAGCUGCGAAAAUACAAAGACGUCAAAGAUGACAGGUCCGUGAUCGGUUUGAGCCACUGCGACUGCAGGGACAGGGCGUACGAUAACAGCUGCUUCACUCUAGACCCCAAAUGCAACAUACAGAAGGAAUCCAUGUUGAAACAGCCCAGGAAUCAGCAGACCUCUCCGCCGAUAAUAACCCACACAGCGGCAACCCCCGAAGAUUCGCCCAGUACCAACGUCGAAGAUUUUCCGGAAUUUCGAUAUAACAUCACAACGCCGAACGAAGAGACUUGCGAGUAUGACGCGAGCACCGGCGACUUCUCCAGCAACGAAUCUUCCCAAAAAACAACGUCGCUCAGCCUCCUGAAACCGCCCAGUCUGUCGCCGCCACCACUGACCUUCCGCCACUUCGACAAGUCCCAAGAAGACGUCUCCCUUCCCCCCUUGGCCGGUAAGAUAGUGAUCCACAACGAGAAGAUAGGGUCGAAGACCAUGACGUUCUCCGAGAAGGUCAUCAUCCCCAACACUCCUGCGUCCUGCAAGACUGGUGGCGAGAAGGGAAAGAUCCAGAGGAAGUGCUCCUGGAAGCUGUCCUCCAGACCGAGCCUGCGGAGGAAGAAGUGCAGGAACAACUCGACGGAGAGCGAGACUGUGCCUCUGAACAACGGCAGGGACCAUUCCCAGUGUAACGGAGGCGGUGUGAACAGAAAUGUGAACUUGAGGAACGAUUCUCUCCUCCGAUCGACGAUCCGUAUUAAAAACGACACCCAGCGAGACGCGCCCAACAACAAAAACCUGAAGGGGAUCAGUCCUCAAAAUUCCAUUAGAUGUAGAUCGAACACGUGCAGUUCCGCAUCGCAAGUAUCCGUGACCCCGACCCUAACCAGGCACAACAACCCCCUAAGCGCACCGUCCCCCUUAGCGGACAAAAACGCCAAGUUCUCCCCCAAACAGGGAAGAAAGUCCAGCGUCGGGGAGCCCAAGGCCAUCAACACGCUCAACGAGAAGCUGAUCACGGACAGGACGCUGCCCACCAUCAAGAUGGAGGACUGUUCCGUCCCGAGCGACAAUCCGGAUUAUCCAUCCGACAGGCUGACGAAGUUUUUUCUUUAUUUCGAGCCCACGGCCAGUUUCAUGAAGGAGAGAGAAGACUACGCGCUGUAUUUGUUCCCGUCUGACAGCGGGUUUCGUCAAUGGUGCCAAUGGUUCAUAGAGCAGAAGUGGUUCGACAACGUGGUGCUCCUGUUCAUCGCCCUGAAUUGCAUCACGUUAGCUAUGGAGAGGCCAAACAUUCCUCCCACUAGUCGGGAGAGGGUUUUUCUCUCUUCCUGUAACUACAUAUUCACUGUGGUCUUCACGGCGGAGAUGUUCAUCAAGGUAGUGGCAGCGGGCAUGUGCUACGGUCCGAACGCUUAUUUCACCUCCGGUUGGAACAUAAUGGAUGGAGCGUUAGUCAUCAUCUCCAUCGUAGACUUGUUGAUGUCCUUCAUUAGCUCUUCUAGUCCUAGGAUAUUUGGAAUAUUAAGGGUAUUUCGUCUCUUAAGGUCCUUACGACCUCUAAGGGUCAUUAACAGAGCGCCUGGUCUCAAACUGGUGGUCCAGACCCUGUUAUCCUCGCUGAGGCCUAUAGGAAAUAUCGUACUAAUAUGUUGUACAUUUUUCAUUAUUUUUGGUAUUCUAGGUGUACAGUUAUUCAAAGGAACUUUUUACCAUUGCACCGGCAAGAACAUACAGGGCGUUCAGAAUAAAAGCGAUUGCUUGUCGAGAGAGUCCGCGAAGUGGGAGAAUGAAAAGUACAACUUUGACGACUUGGGUCAGGCACUCAUGUCUCUGUUCGUUUUGAGCUCCAGAGAUGGCUGGGUCAACAUCAUGUACUCUGGCUUAGACGCCGUUGGCGUCGACCAACAGCCCAAAACCAACUACUCCGAAUGGCGUCUGCUCUACUUCAUCUCUUUCAUACUGCUGGUCGGAUUCUUCGUGCUGAACAUGUUCGUUGGGGUGGUCGUGGAGAAUUUCCACAGAUGUCGCGAAGAACAGGAGAAGGAAGAAAGGGUGAGAAGAGCUGCAAAGAGGGCUCUGCAGCUAGAAAAACGUAGAAGAAAAAUGAACGAACCGCCCUACUACAUCAACUAUCCCCCGUGGCGCCUCUUCAUACACGGCGUGGUGACCUCCAAGUACUUCGACCUCGCCAUAGCUGCCGUCAUCGGUCUAAACGUGGUAACCAUGGCCACCGAGCGCUUCAGGAUGCCCGAUUUCCAGACCCAGAUCCUGAAGAUCUUCAACUACUUCUUCACCGCCGUCUUCAUAGUCGAGAGCUCGAUGAAACUGAUCGCGCUCGGUCUCAAACUCUACAUGAAGGACAAGUGGAACCAGCUGGACGUGGCGAUAGUCAUCCUCUCGGUAGUGGGCAUCGUCCUCGAAGAGCUCGGUUCCAACAUCAUCCCGAUAAAUCCGACGGUGGUGAGGGUGAUGCGGGUGAUGCGGAUAGCGAGGGUCCUGAAGCUGCUCAAGAUGGCGAAAGGCAUAAGGGCGCUGCUGGACACGGUGAUGCAGGCGUUGCCGCAAGUGGGUAACCUGGGGCUGCUGUUUUUCCUCCUCUUCUUCAUCUUCGCGGCCUUGGGGGUGGAGCUGUUCGGCCGGUUGAGUUGCGAGAUAGAGGCGGAGCCAUGCCAGGGUUUAGGUGAGCACGCCCACUUCAAAAAUUUCGGAAUGGCUUUCCUCACGCUCUUCAGAGUGGCGACAGGUGACAAUUGGAACGGCAUCAUGAAAGACACUCUCAGGGACGAGACGUGUAGUAAAGACGCCGAUUGCGUGACGAACUGUUGCGUAUCCCACCUCAUAGCGCCCAUCUUUUUCGUGGUCUUCGUGCUGAUGGCCCAAUUCGUCCUGGUUAACGUCGUGGUGGCUGUUCUGAUGAAGCAUCUGGAGGAGUCCCACAAGCACUUGGAGGAAGAGCAAGACCUGGACAACCAACUGGAAAGGGAGAAACAGGAAAAACAAGAGAUGGAGGAGAGGAGGGAAUUGUGCUUGGCCCUUCAGAUAGACCAAGAGAACCAGCAGAAGCACAAGCCGUUAACGAAGGUGUUAUCUCUACCAUCCAACUUCAUUUACAACCCAUCUGGAAGCAAACCACCGCAGGAGAAAUCGUCGCCAACUGGCAGAAGGCAGACCAUGCACAGCCACCACCCUUUCCUCCUCUCGAACGUCGACAACAUAAAGAACAUAGACGAAUCCGCAUCCGAACUGUUCGACAUAAGCGAGCACAAAGCCAAGAGGGACAGGAGAGUGCCCGUCCAAACCAGCUUAGACGGCGCUUCGACUUUCGAGAGAAAAGACAGCGUCAGGUCGGUGAAAUCGGAAGGCAUGAAGUCCAGGCAAUCUUCGGAGACGGACGGCAACCUCUUGAGCGUGACGAUGGGCGAGAGACCGACGCACAGGAGGUACGGCAGCACCAAGAACCUCUUCGUCAAGCAGUUCUCGAUGGACGUGUCGGAGGAGACGCCCUUCUUGGGCGGAAACGAGCCCGAGACCGUCAGUUUGACCAUCAUAAAGCACGACUCGCAGGAGUCGGUGGAGAGGAUCAUACAGGAGAGGCGGAAGAUCGAGGGGUCCAAGUCCAGCGAGACGGAGGACGAUAUUUACGACCACAGUUGCCGAGGAGUCUCGGCCGAAGGGGAUGGUAGGAAAGAUACGGAAAGCAAAUGCUGAGUCGAUGAAAUUAUUUUUUUAUGAACUGUGUAAAUACUGUGUAGGUUAGUUUUGGACGGCGAAUGUCAGCGGGGUUUUUUGGGCUGUCGAAGAGCGCAAGACAUGUGAUGUUACAUUUCCAAGCUACCAGACUAUUUGAAUCUGCAAUGUCACACCAACAAGGUUUUAACUUGCUUCCAUAACCCGAAGGAAUAAUAUCUGGCAUUUAAAGACUGACCCAUCAUAUUUUUUCGAGAAGAAAAAGCCGAAAAUAUCUGGUACCAGUCAUUUCGAAGGAAAUCAAGAGAUUUUAUUCUUCGCAAAUUAAUAAUAGAAUCAGUUCAUCAGUCCAAAAAAUGAGGGUGAGAAAUAUUGAUUGGAAUUCCUCAGCUGGAACUAUAAAAAUCGCCGAAUUAAUACAUUUUGACACAAUUCUCAAAUGCGCUCAAAUGUUGGACUGAAAUGGGAAAAUUAUAAAAAAAAAAUUAAGAUCACCAGCUAUGACGAUUAUCAUUUUCAAAGAAAAAAAGAAGUUAAUGCCAAAUGAACUCGAAAACUUCUUCAUGCAAUACUUCCUUGAUCUGAACUGUAUUAAAGUGUUAUCAUAAUUUCGCUGAAUAUUCGUGAACCAACCAAAAACAAAACUUGAAAUUAUUGUUUUUGGCUAGUUUUCAUCAAUGAAUGAAAGAAACUUGAAUGAAUCUUGAUCUCAUAACUAUAAUAACAUUUUCAAAAGAAGAGAGGAAUAUCUCGAUGCAUUCAAAAUGAAAUUGAGAACUUUUUCAUCAAAUUCGUUCACCUCGAAAUGUUCACAGAUGUUAUCUUCUAGAAAAUAUGUUCUAGACUUGCAUUUUCUAAAUAAGUUCAACUGAAUCUACGAGGAAUUCGCCGAUCAACCUCUGAAACAUAUCCAGGCGUUUUUUCUUGUUCUCAACAUUUAGCUACAAGAAAAUUCGAAGCAGAAAUCUUAGAGUAAAUAAUUCCACGAGUGAAAAUAGAUGUUGUUGGUAGUUUUUUCUAUCUAGUUAUCGAUGAAUUAUAUUUUAAAGUUAAAUUUUUAUAUUUAAAUUUUGAAUCUUUCUAUAUUUAUAGUACGUUUUUUCGUCAUUAUGCGUCGACUUUCUAACGGUCGUAUUCUGCGUUUAAAUAUUCGUUUGUCGCAUGAUCUAAUUCAAUCAUUGAAACUUUAGAUUUUUAGGUUUUAUAACUAUGAAAAACUAAGGAGAGAAUCAAUCAUAUUGCAAUACAAAGGAAAUAUAUUUUUUUUAAGAGAAUGACUAAACCUCUACGUAGUCUCCAGGAUUCUUUCAGUGAAAUUAGAUUAAUCGGUAUGAAGUAGAAUUUAAACAGUUUUUUGGAAAUCAAAUACAAAGAUGUGUAAAGAUGAACAUAAAUUAAUGUCUCAUCUGUUACAUUGAAAAAGUUAUUUCGUAUAAUUCCAAAAUUUUUGUGAUUCAGGACAGGGCAGUAAAUUAGGAAAUUGAUGAAUACUCACCGACAAUCUUGUAAGCCUUUAAACAAUUCAAAACCUUCGAUAACCUUCCUGCAUUCGUUUUUUCCCUCGAUAAUUGAGUUUAGAAAUUUCGUUUCAAUAUUUUCAAAAACGUGAAUGUCUACCGAAAUUGACUCGUAAAGAUCCUAGACAAUAGUAGGUUUUAAACCGGAUCUACAACAUCCGAUUUUUCCCUUAUUUAAGUGAAACUGAAAAUUUUCACGGUGUUCUCUUCCUGAACGAUUCGAUGCCAAAAUAUCCAAUGUACUUCUAUCUGUGGUGGUUCCUUAAGUAAAUUUUAGAGCAUUGCCAAAUAGUGAAUUGGUUGCAUUUUUUAGAUGGGACGGUCUGUGAUAAAUUUGGUCCCAAAUACUUUUUUAAUCGAUAUGAAUGUUACCGAAUUAUUUUCAAUCGGGAUUUGUGUAAACAUGGCCACAUGAUCAAUGUGGCCGUACAUUUACAAAACUUUGAACCUUUGCGUGCCACACUGUUAUGUGGCAAUGUCGACAUACGAAAACAGUUAAAGAUGUUUAAUAGGGGAUUCUAUAAUAUUUACCUGGUGUUGAAUUAUUUUUAACAGUUUUAUCGAUAUAGUUGCUUUCAUAGGUAGGUUUUAAAUUAGUAAAUUUCUUCUACUGUGCCUUUCUGUCAGAGAACUGUAUCUUCUUUUAAAUAUUAGUCUAUAGCUGUUGAACUGUACAUUGUUGUAAUUAGUAUCUUUAAGAUGAAAUAAAAUUAACAAUAUCUUCGGUUUC
Coccinella septempunctata (seven-spotted ladybird) is the source of this 9596-nucleotide messenger RNA. RefSeq names its product voltage-dependent T-type calcium channel subunit alpha-1H (gene Ca-alpha1T). The transcript has 29 exons. The record is from RefSeq and is a predicted model, not a curated record. Gene Ontology annotation, biological process: membrane depolarization during action potential; calcium ion import; neuronal action potential. NCBI's taxonomy places the organism in Eukaryota, Metazoa, Arthropoda, Insecta, Coleoptera, Coccinellidae. Gene Ontology annotation, molecular function: low voltage-gated calcium channel activity; voltage-gated sodium channel activity. Gene Ontology annotation, cellular component: neuron projection; voltage-gated sodium channel complex; voltage-gated calcium channel complex. The coding region runs from base 444 to 7370 and encodes 2308 amino acids.